This is a messenger RNA of Lates calcarifer (barramundi perch), 5373 nucleotides long. Its product is annotated as NACHT, LRR and PYD domains-containing protein 14. NCBI's taxonomy places the organism in Eukaryota, Metazoa, Chordata, Actinopteri, Centropomidae. Bases 204 to 4967 code for a protein of 1587 amino acids. Gene Ontology annotation, biological process: regulation of apoptotic process. The transcript has 19 exons. Gene Ontology annotation, molecular function: metal ion binding; protein binding. The record is from RefSeq and is a predicted model, not a curated record.
UUCUAAACAGGAUUUGGAUCAUUACAGUGACGGGUAGUUUCGACUGCGACGCUCCGCCCACCCAAGGGGCGGCACCACCUUUUAUUUAGGACACGGAGCAGGAACAGGAGGGAAGUGUUGGUGGAGUUGGUGAAGAUGUGAAAGUUUCUGCGGUCAGAAGAAGCUGUUUUACAGGUUUACCUCUCACAUUAAAAAACAAAAAAAUGAGUGAUUUGGGGAAAAAGAAAGACAGAUCAGUCUCCAGCUCUGUGUCUGUGAAGAGUGACCAGUCCAAAGAUGAUCCUGGACCAGGACCCUCAGACUCUGAAGAGAACAGUGAUGUUUCUGUGGAGGAGCAGCUGUACUGCUGUUCUUUGUGUCAGGACGUCCUGAAGGAUCCAGUCUCUACCAGCUGUGGACACUGGUUCUGCAGACGGUGCAUCACCUCAUAUUGGGACCAGUCUGGUCCAUCAGGAGGCUCCUCCUGUCCCCAGUGUGGACAAAGAUCCAGAACAAGACCUGGACUGCAGACAGCCAGUCAGACCAGCACUAUACAAGCAGAUAGUGGUCUGCAGGAGGUUUUAGAUGAACAUAAGAUCAGUCUGAGGAGGAGAUGUGAACGUGUGACUGAAGGAACUGAUGGAACAGGAAGUAGAACCCUCCUCAACAGGAUCUACACUGAGCUCUACAUUACAGAUGGACUGUGUGAGCACGGCAAGAUGAUUGAGCACCCUGACACUCAUGUCAGGUGCCAGGAUGUCUUUAAAGACUUACCUGACCAACAGAGACACAUCAGAGUGGUUCUGACCAACGGUGUCGCUGGUGUUGGAAAAACCUUCUCAGUGCAGAAGUUCACUCUGGACUGGGCAGAGGGCUUGGAAAACCAAGAUGUCAGUCUGCUGGUUCUGCUUUCGUUCAGGGAGCUGAACCUGAUCAGAGAUGAGCAGUACAGUCUUCUCACGCUGCUCCAUGUUUUCCAUCCAACAUUACAGAAGGUCACAGCAGAGAAGCUGGCUGUCUGUAAAGUUCUGUUCAUCUUUGACGGCCUGGAUGAAAGCAGACUUUCACUGGAUUUCAACAACACCAAGGUUGUGUCUGAUGUCACACAGAAGUCAUCAGUCAACGAGCUGCUGACAAACCUCAUCCAGGGGAAUCUGCUUCCCUCGGCUCUGGUCUGGAUAACUUCCAGACCUGCAGCGGCCAAUCAGAUCCCUCCUGAGUGUGUUGACAGGGUAACAGUAGUACGAGGCUUCACUGACCCACAGAAGGAGGAGUACUUCAGGAGGAGAUCCAGUGAUGAAGAGCUGUCCAACAGAACCAUCUCACACAUCAAGAAAUCUGGGAGCAUCAACAUCAUGUGUCAAAUUCCAGUCUUCUGCUGGAUCACUGCUACAGUUCUGGAGCACAUGUUGACUACAGAGCAGAGAGGAGAGCUGCCCAAGACCAUGACUGACCUGUACUCACACUUCCUGAUGGUUCAGACAAAGAGGAAGAAGAACAAGUACCAUGAGGGACAUGAGACGAGUCCACAGGAGCUGACGGAGGCUGACAGGGAAGUUCUUCUGAAGCUGGGGAGGCUGGCGUUUGAACAACUGGAGAAAGGAAACACCAUGUUCUACCAAGAAGACCUGGAGCAGUGUGGUCUUGAUGUGACAGAGGCCUUGGUGUACUCAGGAGUUUGUACAGAGAUCUUCAAAAGAGAGAGUGUGAUCUUCCAGAAAACAGUCUACUGCUUUGUUCAUCUGAGCAUUCAGGAGUUUCUGGCUGCAGUCUACAUGUUCCACUGUUUCACCAACAGGAACACACAGGUAGUGAAGAAGUUCCUGGGUGAAGAAUACAGAGAGUCUUUUCUUGGGAGGAUUUUUAAGUUUUUUGGAAAAGAUGAUCACCCUUAUCCAUCUCUAGAUGAGUUCCUGAGGAGAGCCAUGGAGAAAUCCCUUCAAAGUAAAACUGGCCACCUGGACCUGUUUGUUCGCUUCCUUCAUGGCCUCUCUCUGGAGUCCAACCAGAGACUCUUAGGAGGUCUGCUGGGUCAGACAGAGAACAGUCCAGAAAUCUUCCAGAGAGUCAUCAACAACCUGAAGGAGAUGAACAGUGAUGACAUCUCUCCUGACAGAAGCAUCAACAUCUUCCACUGUCUGAUGGAAAUGAACGACGACUCAGUUCAUCGGGAGAUCCAAGAGUUCCUGAACUCUUUGACUUCAGGAAUUCUCUUUAAGCCUCAGACUUUAUGGAAGGAACUCUCUGAGAUCCAGUGCUCAGCUCUGGCCUACAUGCUGCAGAUGUCAGAGGAGGUUCUGGAUGAGUUGAACCUGUACUGGUUCAACACAUCUAAGGAGGGACGACAGAGACUGAUGUCAGCUGUGAGGAACUGCAGAAAGGCUCGAUUUACUGGCUCUGGACUCUCAGAGACUCACUGUGAAGUCAUGGCCUCAGCUCUGAAGUCCAACCCCUCCCAUCUGACAGAACUGGACCUGAGCUACAACAAGCUGCAGGAUUCAUCAGUGAAGAUACUGUCCACUGGACUGGAGAGUACAAACUGUAGACUGGAGACUCUGAGACUGGAGUGCAACAGGUUGUCAGAGAUCAGCUGUUCUUCUCUGGCCUCAGCUCUGAAGUCCAACCCCUCCCAUCUGAGAUAUCUGAACCUGAGCUUCAACAACCUGCAGGAUUCAGGAGUGAAGGAGCUGUGUGGUUUUCUGCAGAGUCCAGACUGUAGACUGGAGACUCUGAGGUUGAGGGGCUGCAGUUUGUCAGAGAUCAGCUGUUCUUCUCUGGUCUCAGCUCUGAAGUCCAACCCCUCCCAUCUGAGAGAUCUGGACCUGGGCUUCAACAACCUGCAGGAUUCAGGAGUGAAGGAGCUGUGUGGUCUUCUGCAGAGUCCAGACUGUAGACUGGAGACUCUGGGGUUGGAGGACUGCAGUUUGUCAGAGAUCAGCUGUUCUUCUCUGGCCUUGGCUCUGAAGUCCAACCCCUCCCAUCUGAGAGAACUGGUCCUGAGUCACAACUACCUGCAGGAUUCAGGAGUGAAGGAGCUGUGUGGUUUUCUACAGAGUCCAGACUGUAGACUGGAGACUCUGAGAUUGGAGUGCAACACGUUGUCAAAGAUCAGCUGUUCUUCUCUGACCUCAGCUCUGAAGUCCAACCCCUCCCAUCUGAGAGAUCUGGACCUGAGUCUCAACAGGCUGAAGGAUUCAGGAGUGAAGGAGCUGUGUGGUUUUCUGCAAAGUCCAGACUGUAGGCUGGAGACUCUGAGACUGUGGGGCUGCAGGUUGUCAGAGAUCAGCUGUUCUUCUCUGGCCUCAGCUCUGAAGUCCAACCCCUCCCAUCUGAGAGAACUGGACCUAAGUCACAACAACCUGCAGGAUUCAGGAGUGAAGGAGCUGUGUGGUUUUCUGCAGAGUCCAGACUGUAGACUGGAGACUCUGAGGUUGAGUUGCUGCAGUUUGUCAGAGAUCAGCUGUUCUUCUCUGGUCCCAGCUCUGAAGUCCAACCCCUCCUAUCUGAGAGAUCUGGACCUGAGUGAAAACAGCCUGCAGGAUUCAGGAGUGGAGGAGCUGUGUGGUUUUCUGCAGAGUCCAGACUGUAGACUGGAGACUCUGAGGGUCAACAACAGAGUAAUUAGAGCUUCCAGAGUCGAAACAUGUGACCCUGAUGUUAAGACAGAUGCAAAACCGGACGUGACUGUGGAUGACGUGAAGCCAGAUGCGUUAGAGGACGACACAAAGAAGCUGGAUGCAUCAGAGGACGACACGAAGCUGGAUGCAUCAGAGGAUGACACAAAGAAGCUGGAUGCAUCAGAGGACGACACGAAGCUGAAUGCAUCAGAGGAUGACACAAAGAAGCCAGACAUAUCUGAGGAUGAUGUGAAGCUGAUGAUGCCUCCAUCAAGUUUCACACCUGAACUGCAAACUCAAUCUACACGAGUCUCAUACAGGUUCAGGUGUCCUGGUCCAGGUGGGUUCAGGUGUACUUCAACUGGACUGGUGUUUGUUGUGGCUCAGGAGGUGGAGCUCCUCUACAGGACUGUCCAAUGGGAUGAGAACCAACUCCAGUCAGCUGGCAAGAUGGCUGCAGGGCCUCUGUUUGAUAUCCAGUGUCCUGAGGAUGCUGUCUGUGAGCUCCACCUCCCACACUGCCAAACAAAGGAUGCGCUGCAGGUUGAAGGCCUGCUGUCUGUCGUCCACAAGACUGAUGAUGGAACAGAAAUCUUGGAGCCGUUGGAGAUCACAGACACUCAUGUGGUUGUGAAGGUUCCUCACCUCUCUGCCUUUGGACUGGUCAGAGAUACCAUUAAGUGGUUACUGGGAAUGCCAAUUAACUGUGACGUUCUGCUGUUCCUCCGACCUCCAGUUAGAGGGCCUCCAGCACUCAAUAUAUUUCUGCUGCCGAACAACAUCCCUCUGCCGGAGGUUGAGGCCCAACAAAGAGGUGCAGAAUACAUCACGAUCACCUCUGACUGUGAACUGUAUAUUGGUCAAAGUUACAGUGUCCACUGUGAACCUGAGGACUUAGAAAAACAGCCUGAGCGUGCAAAGUUCCGCUCACAUUAUGGACCAAAUUACUUUCCAACGUUUGAGGUUUUCCUGAUUUCGAAUCCAAAGAAAGUGACUUUGAUGGUCCAAGACCCAGAGAAGACAGAAGUCUGGAAACGUAAUAUUCAUCUGACAGGUCCUGGUCCAGCAGGGAGACCGACCACCCCAACAGGGACUCUGAGUGUCCCAGCAGAAAAGAUGCUGAGUUUUGUUCGGACUCAGUUUAUCAGCAGAGUGUCUGAACCUGUUCUACGUAAGCUGCUGGAUAAACUCCUGGAACGUGGGGUGAUAACUGAUGAUGAGAUGGAUUUAGCUGGAACAGCGAGCAGGGCAGACAAAGCUCGAGCGGUGAUCGACACGGUGAGAAGAAAAGGAUCAGAGGCCAGUUCAGCUCUGAUCUCUGCUCUCUGUGAGGAGGAUCGAUGCCUUUCAACAGAACUGAACUUAACGUGAAGCAGGAACAGUGUGUAUCAGGCUGACUCAGAUUCAGAUUCAUACAUUCAUGUUUCUUUCUGACACCAAUAUGCCUGUAGUUGUUCUACUUUUAUGUUAAACUUUUUCUUCAUUUAAGAACAUUUUGGCGAAACCUUAAAGCUCACACGAAACAUGAAUCAGGGUCACCUGUAUUCUACUUAUUCAAUGUAUUUUGCCAGGAAGUAAAUUAUAUAUUGCUUUGUAUAUUAUUAAUGCAUUCUUAAAUUCACACUAGAUCCAUGAACUUCAGGCAUGUGUCUGUAAAAUCAGUAUUUUCGCAUGCUCAUGAAUUGUAUUGUUUACUAACAAUGGCAGAUGAUGUCAGUGACUUUGAUAAAAAUAAAUGAUUGAAUUCUCUCAUUCAAUAAUUUGGAAACAAGAAAUA